UGUCGAGUUUUCUGAGAAAUUAAAGCGACUCGAUUUGGCAACUCGGACACAUCCAGAGCAGAAAUCAAGUCAGAUGAUCAGAGAAGCACCGAGGGAGGAGAGCGAACAUGGACCCCGACAGUCCUUUAUCCAGGGUGGAGAGGAGUCUGUGGACAGUUUGGGCUUAUAUAACCGGAGCUGUGAACAGAUUCUUCAGGCCGCAGCCCGCUAACGACGUCUACAAUGAUCCAUACUCCUUCCAGGAAUCUGCAGUUGACAGCGAACCUCCUGACUGUCACCCUGCUGAGGAUGAUGCUGGCAGAAGAGGAGUCGAUAAGGAACAACCUCUUGCGACAGCCGCUCAGCUUAGCUCAUCUCGGCCAGUUGUUGUCUGGGAACUUUCGCCCACCGACAUUCACGUGAAACCCGAUGAAGAAAGCGUGCGGUACCAAACACAGUCGAGUAGAAGCAGUGAGAAGGAAGAAUCUACAGACGGUGAGGAACAGAUCAGUCAAACACAUGAUGAUGAAAAUGCAAACAUAAAAGAAGAUGAACAUGAAAAAAGGGAGAUCGAAGAAUUUGGUGCACAAGGUAAGACUCCAGAGGAUGGUGAACGGCAUGUGGAUGCAUCACAAAUUCUCAUAGACGACGGAAUGAGGGAAGACAUGCAGAAAAGCGAAGGGAAAGUAGGUGACGAGGAGCAGACUGUGAGUGCAGUGACACCAGAUGAACAUCAAGAAAUAGACGAAACCGUGACAAAGACCCAUGUACAGGAAGAAGAAUGUAAAAUGCUCCACGAAGGAGAACAAGAUUCAAAGGCAGCUGAGGCGAAACUGUGCACAAUGAUGGAUUCAAGUCCAGAGGAGGAAGAUGAAAUGCUGAGAGAAGAGGCAGGCAUGCAGAAGGACGAUGCAACUUCAGUGGUGACAGAAGAAAAAGCAGAAACCUGUGAUGGUGUGGUACAGCUGGUCAUUGAAAACAGGUCAGAUGAGGAAACAAAACAAGAAGAAAAUCAGGCCAUGGUCUGUGAAGUGGUGUCAGAAGUUUUAGAUGAUGAGCUAAUUGAUGUUGGACAAGAGAACAUGAUGGUUGGUAGACGUGAAAGGGAUACGUUUGAGGACGAGGGAGUGAAAGAGGAUGAGAGGGAGCAGGAAGAACAGAACAAUGAAGCUACAAGCAACCAGACAACAGACGAAGAGCCUGAGCAGGAAAAGAACAUCACAACAGUUACAGACGAAAGUCAAGAAGAAAACAUUUUAAAUGAAUGCGAAGAAGCUAUGCAUAACACUGAAACAUGGCUACAACCAGCAGAAUUGACAGAUAUAGAACAAGAGGACGUGGCAGUCACACAAGUGCAAACCAAAACAAGAGAUGUGGCAAUAGCAUGUGUUUCAUUAGAUGAUAAAGAUCAAGCAGAAGAGGAGACGCUCUCCAGUGAAGUGGGCACCAAAGACGUGGAAGUAGAAUGUACGAGCACCUCAGUUACAGUAAAACCCGAAGGCGAGACUGGACAGGAAAUGAGCGGAGAGCUGGGAAAUACUCCCCCGGCGAUCAGCGAAGGCCAGGUUGUUGUGUCGCAGCAACUAAAUACUCCAACAUGCGAGGAAACACAAGAGGGAGUUCCUGGAUACAACAAUGAGCCAGAUGAAAACACAACACAAAGGUUCCUGGAAGUAGGAGAUUACGAGGAAACACGGACCACUUGGUUACCAGAAGAGGUGGAGAACACAGAGCAGAAGAGCCUUCAAAACAGUGGCUGGAGCACCGGAGCUGACUAUUUACUGGUGAAGGAGCCUAUGGAAGAGAAACAAGAAGGCACAGAAGGUAUUAAGAGUAGCUUUGAUUUUGCUGUGGAGAAGGACACUGGAAUACAGCAGCUUACUGAUAUUGGAUUGACACAAGAAACAGAGAAACCUCGUGCUGAACCAUUAGAAUCAAGGCACCUAUUUGAAAGAGAAGAAGGGAAAUUAUUGGAAAGCUCAAUGAAGACGGAGAUCAAACACAUUGGUUUGAGUGAGGAGCUGUUGGUUGAUUUUGGAAUAGAUGGAGGGUUCUGUGAUUCCAAAAAAGGUGAUACAGGGAGAGCUGUAGCUGCAGAUGAAGCAGUUGGUUUUGUUUAUGAAAUUUCAGAAUUCUUUGAGGCUGAAGUGCAAAAGAUGACAGAGACAGACUUCUCCCAGGAGUCGGCGCUUGAUGUACAAACAGAGCAAAACAGCAGCAGGACUCCAAGUUUACUAGAAGACACAAGUGAAUUUGGAUUCUUGAGACCUUUAGUUGAAAUCGAGCCUGGAUUACUUGAUGAUAGUAGUUUAGAAAUGUUUGGUGCAGAGAUAAUACUGGAAGAAAUAGAUCAUGGAGAAAAGGAGGAGGAAGCCGAAGAUGAAACGCACCUACAGGAAGCAGGAACGGCAGCUGAGCUAAUCACAGAAGUGAAAGAAAAAGGAAAUAAUUUGAUCACAGAAUCUAUACUAUCUCAAUCACCAGACAGAGCACUUGAGAUAAGAGAGGAGGAGAUGAUGACAGAAGUAGCUGAUGAAUUAAAGGCAACAGAGUUCAAACCAAAAGAUUCAUCAGCAGAUGAAACAGCAGAACAUGUGAGAGAAACAGACUGGAGCCACACAGAGGAAACAAGCGACUCAAUCAGUGGACAUCAAGAUGUGAUUGAUGAGGAAAUCCUUGACUUGUGGAUCGAGGCGGCGAUGUCAGUGGAUACUGAUGGGAUAAAACAAGAAGAAGAACCUGAGCCAGAACAACAAAUAGACACAGAAACAGACCCUUUAAAUGAGAAACAAGGUGACAUAACAUCAGAGGAGGACAAACAGCAGCUAAUGGAGCCAAAUUCUGGAGAAUCUGGGUUAGCAAGUGACGCAGAAAUGUCUUUGUCGACUGUAGAGUCUGGAUUUUUUAACCAGUCUAUCGGUGAGUGGGACGCUCAGAACAGCGAAACUCAGCUACUGAAAUCUGCAAGCACUGGCUCACUUCACGGCAUACAGGACAUGUUGGUUAGUACAUCAGAAUCAGCAGACGUCUCUGAAUUCUCUGCACAGACGCCUAACUCUGAAUCUAAGGAUGGAUUGAUAGAGGAAACAGCAGAGAGAGUGCAGUCUUACCUGAAAGAGGAGACAGGAUUUUACCCAGAAUCAUCAGAGGAGAGGAAUCUAAAUCAUGAGUCUGAUGAAUCACUGGAAAAAACAGAUGGAGUCGAUGCAACAUCUUCAUCACAAACAGAGAUUGAUGUGGUGGUGACAAGCCAAGCAAUGAAGACUGACUGGAAAGACGGUGAAGAAGUGGAUGUCACAUCACUGACGAAAAGGAGCACUUUUUUCCAAAUAGAGGAAACAAAAUUUGAAAAUGAGCCUCUUGAGAUAAGCGUGUCUGACUCUGCACAUGAAAUCAAACACACUGAGUCUAGAAGUGGCUCUGAAGCUUCAUUAGAGGAAGAAAUCAUGACAGUACAGCCUGAUUCACAAGGCGAAUCCUGGACUGAGAAGAGAUUAUUGAAGUUGCCUUCACCUGAUGAACCAGAUUGGUCAGAAACUGAAUCACUGUCUGAGCUAAAGAGGCCUGAGGAGGCAGAGGAACCAAUGACAGCGUCUGAUGAUCAGGAGAAGGUUGUUGCUCCUGCGCUGGAUUUCACUGUGCAACGGUCACGAAUUGCUGUGAAGAACCCUCGUGUAAGACCACCCAAAGAUCCCCGCUCCCUGCUUCAUAUGCCCUCAAUGGAUCCAACUCCUUCUACUCAUGUACCAGUUAAAGCUCCAAAAGGUGUACCUCUAGGAGGGCUGGGGAUCGGGAUAAAACUGCCUGGGCUUGGUGCAGGUUUUCCGGUCUUAAAAAAGACACAAAGGGUGGUAAAAGAGGAAAACAGCCAGGAAACCCCCUCACAGCAGGAACCUGAGGUAAAGCCAGAGGAGAAGAGUGAUGCUCCCCAACAGGAUGAGGCACAACACAAACCCAAAUGGAUGCCACCAAGACAUCCAGGAUUUGGAAAUCCACUCAUGUCUGAGCUGAAGACCAAACUGAAGAAAACCACUCAGGAGCCAGAAUAAUAACUGCAGUUAUUUUGUGUGAAUGAAUGAAUGAAAUAUAGAAGUUGCUUUAUUUUUGUUUAUCAAAUUGAAUAUAAUGAUAACAUUUUUGUCAUGUCAAUGAUUUGCCCAGUGCUUAUUUUUUAUAAUAAAGCAAACCUGAAAAGG
Messenger RNA from Amphiprion ocellaris (clown anemonefish), 4175 nucleotides. RefSeq lists its product as uncharacterized. NCBI's taxonomy places the organism in Eukaryota, Metazoa, Chordata, Actinopteri, Pomacentridae. The coding region runs from base 108 to 4028 and encodes 1306 amino acids. The transcript has 6 exons. The record is from RefSeq and is a predicted model, not a curated record.